Capronia coronata CBS 617.96 is the source of this 2496-nucleotide messenger RNA. RefSeq lists its product as uncharacterized. The transcript has a single exon. Bases 1 to 2496 code for a protein of 831 amino acids. The record is from RefSeq and is a predicted model, not a curated record. NCBI's taxonomy places the organism in Eukaryota, Fungi, Ascomycota, Eurotiomycetes, Chaetothyriales, Herpotrichiellaceae. Gene Ontology annotation, cellular component: Set1C/COMPASS complex. Gene Ontology annotation, biological process: positive regulation of DNA-templated transcription.
AUGGACGCGACCGAUCCUUCUCUGAAUUACUUCGCGCCAGAACUUUUCCACGACCAAGAUGAUGCGACAAUGUCACAAGAUCCGCUUACGCAUUUGUCGCAAGAUAUUGAUAUGACAAUGGGAGAAGAAGCCGCACUAUUCAAUACGGAUGUCAUUGAUCCUAGCAUCGCCAUGGACAACGGACAUCAUGUAAAACAGGAGGACUACGACAGCGUAUAUCCGUCUUUGGACAAUGACAUGCCGAUUGGUGAUACGUUAAACCAAGAUACGGCCACUGAUGUUCACGGCGCCGAUGAUUAUGCUUCAACACAAGGCUCCCCCGAGGCUUCAAGACGCCAUUCCAAAGGUCCUGGCCGAUCUAGAAAAGUUGAUCCUGACGAGCCGCCCAAAUCGCACGUACAUUCCUCAAAGAAUGAAGGACAACACACUGACCGAAGAUUCCUCUGCUACAUCUGUCACAAACUAUUCACGCGACGCCGUUCUGUUCGAGAUCACAUCUCCAAAAUCCACAAUACCAAGACCUGGGAGCCGGUGCGCAGUUUGGAGGUCAUCGUGGACCCGAUCACUGGCGAUCCGAUCGAACCUUUGGAAGACAUCAUCGCUAGAGGGCCACCUCCUCCACCACCCAAGAUGACCAAGGCUGAAAAGGCCGCGAAGCGUGAAGCUGACGAGGAUGCGGAGCAAGACGAAGAGCAAGCAGUGGUCAACCAUGAUGAGACCUCCAUGCAACAAGACAUCACCACCAUCCCUGCGCCUCUCCCCACGGAGCCGGCUCCCUCUCCUGCGGCGAUGAGCCUCAAGAGAGAGUCAUCGGUGGCAGGGUCGAGGGCAUCUUCAGCCGAGCCAUUUGCUACGCCUCAACCGGUGGCAGGCAGGAAGCGACCAGCGCCGGAAGACUCCAGCAAAUCGACCUCGACCGCUGCUAAGAAAAAGGGCACCGCGAAGGUUAAGAGCUCCGUGGCGCCUCAUAGAAAGUCUAAGCUCAGCGAGUCUGAACAGCAUCCGUCUGCAGCACGUUCGCCUUUUCGUUCCCCCAGUGCCGCUCCAGGCUCAACUCACCUCAAGCCGGCACCAUCCAAACUCAAGCACCACACCUCUGCUGCCAGUGUUAGGUCAUCUCCCACACCAGCCGCCUCCUCGCGAGCCGGGUCUCUCGAGAUAGAUUCGGUCUCCAGCUCAGUCGCAGACACUCCGACCAGCUCAAACGAUGAUGGCGAGGUGUUCUGUAUUUGUCGUAAAGGAGACAACCACACAUGGAUGAUCGCUUGCGACGGUGGAUGUGAUGAAUGGUUCCAUGGAAACUGUGUGAACAUCCGAGAACGAGACGGCGAACUCAUUGACAAGUACAUCUGUCCAACCUGUACGAAGCCCGGAUUGCAGACGACCUGGAAACGCAUGUGUCGACGAAAGGACUGCAGAAAGCCGGCAAGAGUGACCAGAGACCCUCCCAGCAAAUAUUGCUCGGACGAGUGUGGACGCAUGUUCUUUGUGGAAUUGCUUCAGAGAAGUGAUCCCCGGGCUCAGGCAUCAAAGGACGGACUGUCCAUUGUCGAACCAGAGAAGGUCAAGAAGGUACGCAAGACGAAGAAGAAGAAGCUCGAUAUGCGAGGCAAGCCGCCAAAGCCUGUUUCCCACCUUCUCAAUGGCGAUCAAGGUGAUCGGAUGAGCAUCGAUAGUCGACUUGCAACACCAGCAUACAGUGACAAUGAGGGAACAGAAUACGAGACAGACAGCAGUGUCGACGAUCAUGAUCUGCCCAACAGAGGUGGUGCGCUUAGGGUAGGUGAGAUCAGAGCCCUUCUUGACCAGUGCAAGACCGUCGAACAGUUCAGAGCGUUGGGAAGAAAGCCAGACACACCCCCUCUAGACCCGGAUGUUGCAGACGCCAACGCGGUUGAACCAGUGUAUGACGACUUGGAGACUGCAAAGGUGGCUAGCCUUGAGGAGGAGAAGCGACAGCUCAACGAACGCACCACCAUGCUCUCCGCACGAGAAACAUUCCUUGGAUUACUCAAGGCCCGAUCGACUGCCAUUACUGAGGAAGUUCGAAAGGCAAACCCGAAGAUGAAAGACAUUUGCGGCUUCGAUCCCCGAAUCUCGUGGACUGAUGGAGAGUUCCUGUCCUGGUAUAACGGAAUGGGCGGCAAAGAGAUCCUCGACGCUGGCUCUGCUGCCAAGAUCGGACCUCCAGACGAAAUCGAUGAUGAUCAUGACCGAGACCACAAGCCAAAUGGUGUGAACGCAGCACACGCUGCCUCUGAUCCUGCAGUCGAAGAGGCCGACGAUACAGACAGCAUGUCCAAGAAAGGAGGUGUAUGUAUCAAGAAUCGCUGUUCACGACACCGAAACUGGGCCAAAGGACAACUUGCCGAAUUGCGCUUCGAACAGGACUUGGUGAGGAGAGCCUUGAGUAAAUGCGAGGCGCAGGAGAACCGUAUCAAGGAGAGAGCGGUUGUAAGAGGCUGGGAGACGCGAGGUGGAGUUGCAGCCACCUGA